Molecule: messenger RNA, 912 nt
Organism: Punctularia strigosozonata HHB-11173 SS5
Lineage: Eukaryota; Fungi; Basidiomycota; Agaricomycetes; Corticiales; Punctulariaceae
Product: WD40 repeat-like protein
Exons: 2
Coding region: 1-912 (303 amino acids)
Molecular function (GO): protein binding
Source: RefSeq, a predicted model, not a curated record
AUGUGUUAUUCGUAUUCUACCUUCCAACCCCCAAUUUUGUUUACAGCGACACCGCUGCGGCACGCAAUGCAAGGCCAUACUGGCGAUGUGAACUCCGUCUCAUUCUCUCCGGAUGGCUCGCAAAUUGCGUCGGGCUCCGAGGACAACACCAUCCGAAUUUGGAACGCGAACACCGGAAAAGAAAUCCGUGAGCCUUUACGGGGACACAUGCUCAGCAUCCACUCGGUGACCGUGCGACUGUGGGACGUGCAGACAGGGCAACAGAUCGGGCAGCCGCUCGAAGGGCAUACGAACUGGGUUUACUGUGUCGCAUUCUCACCCGACGGCAACCGCGUCGUCUCGGGCUCAUGGAACGAGACGCUCCGACUCUGGGACGCGCAGACGGGACAGGCCAUCGGCGAGCCUUUACGGGGUCACUCUACCGGUGUUAACACCGUCGCAUUUUCACCGGAUGGGAAGCACAUCGCCUCUGGAUCCCACGACAGCACGAUUCGACUCUGGGAUGCUGAGGCAGGCCAGCCAGUCGGAGACCCGCUGCAAGGCCACCGUAGCUUCGUUUCGUCCGUUGCGUUCUCGCCCGAUGGCAUGCGCAUCGUCUCGGGUUCCAAGGACAACACGGUCCGGGUCUGGGACGCUCAGACCAGAGAGACGGUGCUGGGGCCAUUGCGAGGACCCGAGAAUUGGGUCCGCUCCGUGGCAUUCUCGCCGGAUGGCAAGUACAUCGUCUCCGGCUCCUCCGACAGCACGAUACGGAUAUGGGACGCGCAGACGGGACGGACCGUGGCCGGGCCUUGGGAUGCUCACGGCGGCUACUGGGGCGUUUUAUCCGUUGCGUUCUCGCCCGAUGGCAUGCGCAUCGUCUCGGGCGGCGACGACACCAUGGUGAAAAUAUGGGACGCGGAGAUCGAUUAG